Molecule: messenger RNA, 955 nt
Organism: Zophobas morio
Lineage: Eukaryota; Metazoa; Arthropoda; Insecta; Coleoptera; Tenebrionidae
Product: chymotrypsin BII-like
Exons: 6
Coding region: 54-632 (192 amino acids)
Biological process (GO): proteolysis
Molecular function (GO): serine-type endopeptidase activity
Source: RefSeq, a predicted model, not a curated record
UUCAUUUCCCGUGCGUAGUUGCCCAAGUUAGUCAAAAAUAAAAACUACGUAAAAUGAAGCAUUUUAUGUUUACUGUGUCUUUUUUUAUCACAGCUUUAUGCCUUUAUGCAUAUGGAAAACCUUCGUCUCGGAUUAUUGGGGGUGAGGUUGCACGAACGGGUCAAUUUAGAUUUGCAGCAGCCAUUCAUGUGCAGACCAGUGACAAUAGAUUCUUUUGUGGUGGUGCCCUUACUGGAAAUCAGUGGAUUAUAACUUCGGGAUACUGUGUGCACAAUGCGGAACUCUUCACAAUUCAACUUGGUUCAAACACCCUAGAAGGUGACGACCCAAAUCGUGAAACUGUUGCUACUUCCACUUAUUAUUUGCACCCUGAUUUUAAUCCAGACACACUUGAUAAUGACAUCGCCGUCAUCGAACUUCGAUUGCCCGUUAUGCUUAAUGGCUAUAUCCAACCAAUUUUUGUCUCAACUUUGAACUAUUUGAAUAACACUGAAGCUAUAUGCUUAGGAUUUGGACAAAUAAGCGAUGAUGACCCGGAACUUUCUAAUGAACUUAGAUACACAGAUACCACAACGCUAAGCAACGAAGAAUGUCGUCUGUAUACUAUGGAAGUCAAAUUACGGACAGUAUGAUUUGUGCUGCUGGGAAUUAUAACGAAGGAACUUGUAUUGGUGACACUGGGGGACCAUUAAUAAUAACUGGUGGUAGAAACUCACUGCUGAUUGGAGUUGCAAGCUUCAUUAGUGGAAAUGGUUGCGAAAGCACAGAUCCUUCCGGUUAUACAAGAAUUUAUCAAUACGCAGACUGAAUUCACAAUAUAACUGGUCGUUAUGGAUAUUAAAUCUUGGCUGUUAUGUAAGAGCUUUUAACAAACAUGUUAAGGGCACAAAGAAAUAAUCAAUGUUACGUUUGUAACAAAUAAAUUUUACAAGUAAUAAAUUAAAAAACUUAUGGU